AAUGCCCAAAACUGCAGAAAAGUUUAAGAAAUGAAACUUCUCCCGAGAUUUUCACUUCUCUUUUCGCUGCUGGUAGCGGCACAAUCAACAUGCAACAGUACAGACCAGGCACUGGUUUCCAAAGCUUUUAAAUCGGUCUCUGGGUUCAACAUCUCUUGGUUGAAAUCCCACGACGUCAACUGCUCCUAUCCUCCGAUAAAGGUAUUGAAUUUCUCUUCAAAGGAUUUAACAGGUACCGUUUCAUGGAAAUUUCUCAGGCACCUUUCACAGUUGCGCACCAUUGAUCUCUCCCACAAUUCUCUUCAAGGCUUAGUUCCCGGUUGGUUCUGGUCUAUGUCCGCACUUGUCCAAGUCAAUCUGUCGAGAAAUAGGUUCGGAGGAACGAUUGGGUUCGAGCCCACCUCGGGGAUUGACUCGUUUUCAUCGGUUCGGGUACUGAACCUUUCGACUAACAGGUUCACCAACUUGGUUAAACUCUCUGGUUUUCCCAACCUUGAAUUUCUUGACGUUUCAAACAAUGUUCUUGGUGUUCUUCCCGAUGGAUUUAUCAAACUUACCAACCUCCAGCAUCUGGAUAUUUCGAGUUGCAAGAUUUCUGGCAGUGUAAAGCCUAUUUCAACUCUUCAUUCAUUGAAUUACUUGGAUGUAUCAAACAACUCCAUGAAUGGUACUUUCCCUUUCGAUUUCCCUUCUGCUAAUAGCUUGAAGUUUCUCAACAUUUCGCUCAACCACUUCAAUGGUUCAGUUGGGUUUGACAAGUUCCAAAGAUUUGGCAAAUCUGCUUUUAUUCAUGCUGGGAAUUUCGUUUUCAAUACUUCAAAAAAAGCACCGAGCAAUCACAUUAAACCCCAUUCCUUGACCCCAACACACACAGUUUUCCAACAACAGUUACCACUGAAACGCCACGCCAAAUCAAAAAGCAAAGCUCUGGUCAUUGGUUUAUCGUCUUCAUCUGGUUUUCUACUUGCUUCCCUUGCGUUCUGCAUCUUUUGCAUAUACAAGAGAAAGAAACUAGCGAGGAGAAAAAACAAAUGGGCCAUAUCCAACCCGGUUCAACCAAAUUUCAAGAUCGAAAAAUCAGGGCCGUUCUCUUUCGAGACGGAAUCGGGUUCGUCGUGGGUGGCGGACAUCAAAGAACCGACAUCAGCCCCGGUCAUCAUGUCCUCAAAGCCGUUGAUGAACUUCACCUUCAAGGACUUGAUCGCCGCCACGUCUCGUUUCGGAAAGGAGUCCGUACUGGCAGAAGGCCAAUGUGGGCCACUUUACAGAGCUGUCCUCCCGGGUGACCUCCACGUGGCGAUCAAGGUUUUGGAACACGCCAGAGACGUCGAUCGUGAUGAAGCCGUUGCCAUGUUUGAAGAUCUUUUUAGGCUCAAGCACCCUAACCUAUUACCUCUCUCCGGUUACUGCAUUGCAGGCAAGGAGAAGCUGGUGUUGUAUGAAUUUGUGGCAAACGGUGAUUUACACCGGUGGUUACAUGAACUUCCGACGGGGGCGCCCAACGUGGAGGAUUGGAGCACCGACACUUGGGAUAUUAUUCACAACGGAAUCGGGUCCCAUAAUUCUGCGCCGGAGAAAACGAACUGGCUGACGCGCCACCGCAUCGCGGUCGGGGUUGCGCGUGGGUUGGCUUAUCUACAUCAUGUAGGGUCCAACCAUGGCCAUCUCGUGGCUUCUAAUGUUCUACUCUCCGACAAUCUAGAACCUCGGAUAUCCGAUUUCGGGAUAAGGAACAUUGGUUCUAAGAAAGAAAGGGAUAAAAAGGGUGAAAACGAUUUUGAAUUUGAUGUUUAUUGCUUCGGUGUUGUUUUGUUGGAGCUUUUGACGGGGAAGCAAGGGACGGAGGAGAAUGUAAAGCGGGUGAGGAGGUUAGUGAAGGAAAGGAAUGGGGUUGUGGCGCUUGACUCGAGGUUGAGACUAGGCGGUGACUCGGAGGCUGAGAUGGUGGAGAGCCUCGGAGUCGGGUACUUGUGUACGGCGGAGUCGGCUGAGAAAAGGCCGACGAUGCAGCAAGUGCUAGGUUUACUCAAAGACAUACACCCGGCGGUUGUCGAUUUCAACCGAUUUCAUGGGUGAAACUGUAAAAGUAAAACCCACGUUUGAAACACUAUUUUGGCGGUGAUCAUCACGCGCUAUUAAUGGAGAUCAGAUCAUGCCUCGUCGUCUCUCGAAUUUUAUAUUUGUUUUCUUUUUUUCAUUUUAGCUUUUGUGAUGUACAUAGAGACAAGAA
Molecule: messenger RNA, 2230 nt
Organism: Hibiscus syriacus
Lineage: Eukaryota; Viridiplantae; Streptophyta; Magnoliopsida; Malvales; Malvaceae
Product: calmodulin-binding receptor kinase CaMRLK-like
Exons: 2
Coding region: 31-2076 (681 amino acids)
Biological process (GO): protein phosphorylation
Molecular function (GO): ATP binding; protein binding; protein kinase activity
Source: RefSeq, a predicted model, not a curated record